AUGAUCAAUUUUGGUCUAUUGUUUCAAAAAUCUUUACUUGAUCAAACACCUCAUCUUAACAGACUAGAUAUUCGACAAGAUGCAUUAUUACCAUUACAAAUGUCAUUAUUCAAAUAUACAAAUGCAUCAAUUCGUCAACUUGAUUUACGAAGUUUUAAUCGUGUAUUUAAUGAAGAAGAAUGUAUUACAUUGAGUCAUACACCAUUGGGUGUUCAGUAUGAAGGACAUGAUUGUGCUAACAUUAAAUCACAACGACCAGUUCAAGAAGGUGUUGCUGCUGCUCAAGGAACUUUGGAAUGGGAUGAAAUUAAAGCACAUCUCGAUGCAAGAUACCCGUCCAUCUUCCAAAAUCAGCGACCAGUUUAUUUUGCUGAAGAAAACGAACGACAAGCAUUGGAAAGAGCUACUAUGAAAGACACGACACUUACUGCAUGGUUCAAAUUAAAUUCAAAAAAUCCAGAUGCUCGACAAUAUCUUUACCAUGAUAUUCCACAGCACUUUGUUUUUGAACGUAAUGGAACAUGGAAGGAUCGACUACAAGGUGAAAACGUCAUCGGUAGAAUGUACUCCAUCAGCCCCAGUGAUGUAGAACACAAUCAUCUUCGAUUAUUACUGUUAUAUAUUCCUGGUGCCUGUAGUUUUGAUGAUCUUAAAACAGUAGAUGGUCAAGUCUGUCAAACAUUUAUGGAAGCUGCUAAAAGACGAGGUCUAUUAUGUGAUGAUACUGAAUAUGAAAGAUGCAUGCCUGAAGCCGUUAUCUUCCAGAUGCCACAACAACUAAGAACACUUUUCUGUGUGAUACUUCUAUACUGUAAUCCAGCAAAACCUGUAGACCUCUGGAAUUCAUUUAAAGCACAUAUGGCCGAGUACUUCAUGCAACAGGUGGAUGCUGAAAUAGCAGAAGCAAUGGGAUUUUAUGCAAUCGAUGAAAAACUGAAAGAACAAGGCCGCAGUUGCAGUGAUUUUGGUAUACCAUCAUCAACACCUGUUCCUUAUUCAUUUGAAUCAAAAGUUAUCAAUAAAGAAGAAGAAUUUCGAACAGGACAAGAAAUGUAUGCAAUGUUGAAUUUAGAUCAACGUUCAGUAGCAGAUGCAAUUCUUGCAAGUCAUCGUAAACAAUCAACCACCACUGCUGGCUCAUAUUUUUUUACCAAUGAUCCUGGAGGUACAGGAAAAACCUAUCUUUAUAACACCCUGUACCAUUUAUUCAUGGGACAAGAAGUACAUGUUAUGACAGUUGCAUGGACAGGAAUUGCUGCAAGUUUAUUGCCUGAAGGAAGUAAGGAGGCUGAAGAGAUUAGAAAGGCUCAAGUUUUUAUCUGGGACGAAGCAACAAUGGCUCAAUCUUAUGCUCUCAAUGCAGUUAAUAUUUUGCUGAGAGAUAUAAUGAACAUCGAUGCACCUUUUGGAGGAAAAAUUGUGAUACUCGGUGGAGAUUUUCGACAAGUUCUUCCAGUUAUUCGGCUUGCAAACAGAUCAGAAUUAAUUGCAGCAAGUCUCAAAAGUUCCAACCUUUGGCCUUACUUCAAAGUCAUGCAUCUACACCAGAACAUGAAAACAGGACCAGGUGAAGAAGAGUUCUCAAAGUGA
Molecule: messenger RNA, 1590 nt
Organism: Rotaria sordida
Lineage: Eukaryota; Metazoa; Rotifera; Eurotatoria; Philodinida; Philodinidae
Source: the annotation of a GenBank genome assembly